UCCCAGGACCCUGGGACCAUGACCCGAGCCGAAGGCAGACGCUUAACCAUCUGAGCCACCCAGGCGCCCGGUGAUGUCUAUUUUAAAGGAGAAUGAAUUUAUACUUUCUGAAGAUGAAUAACUUUUGUCACCAACUUACGAAUGCCUUUUCUGAAAAAAUUAAACCGACGCCUAACCAGACAGAAUAAAAAGUCAUCAAUUUCUAUUGCAUUGCCCUUCCCCGCUGUAGUGGCUCUCGGAGAUUUUUGAAAGCAAGCCGUUUGUUCACCGUAAUGUUUAGAACCUUGUAUCAACACUGAUCCUGCUUUAUGAAAAUCCUGUAGGUUCUGGGUAUCCUGGUGUGGAAGGAGAGCAGAGCGGCUCCAAAUCCAGGCAAAUAGGGACAGAUGAACUAGGAACCGGGGCGUCCAGGCUAGUUCCGACUUCGGCCGCGAGUUGGAGCGGCUGUGGUGUAGGGCUUGGGACUGGCCCUGGAGGCUUCUGGCAAGGAACUUGAGCCCCCUCGCGGCCGAACUGCCCGCAGAGGCCCCAGGCCCCUUUAAGGCGCCCUGCGGGCAGACCCGGAGCAGAGGGGGCGGGAGGACGGCUCGCGAGCGCACGCCACGUGACUCGGCUGCCAAGUGCGCUCGCGAGUUUGACAGAAGUUUGAAUCGGCCUCGGGGGCUUUCUGCAGCCGCAGGGGCAGAGCGGCGGUCCCGGCCGCGGCGAGCGCCCGCUGCAGCGCCCGCGCCCCCCGCCCCGCCAGCCUGGAGUCCGCGCCGCCGACCGCGGCCCGCGCUACCGCACCGCUCGCUGCCCCCACCGCCGGUCAGCAGCCCCCAGCCCCGCCGCGGUGCCCGCCGCAGCCUCCCGGCCAGGGAGCCGAGCCCCGGCGCUGCGCCCCGGCCCCGCUGUGCCAGCAUGUCUUCGACGGAGGGCUCGAGUCACGCGGCGGACAAGUCGCCGCGCCCGCAGGUGGACCGCCUGCUGGUGGGGUUGCGCUGGCGGCGGCUGGAGGAGCCGCUGGGCUUCAUCAAAGUUCUCCAGUGGCUCUUUGCUAUUUUCGCCUUCGGGUCCUGCGGCUCCUACAGUGGAGAGACAGGGGCAACAGUUCGCUGCAACAACGAAGCCAAGGAUGUGAGCUCCAUCAUUGUUUUGUUCGGCUAUCCCUUCAGGUUGAACCGGGUCCAGUAUGAGAUGCCCCUUUGCGAUGAGGACUCCACCUCCAAGACCAUGCACCUGAUGGGGGAUUUCUCUGCUCCCGCCGAAUUCUUUGUGACCCUGGGCAUCUUCUCCUUCUUCUACACCAUGGCUGCGCUGGUCCUUUACCUGCGCUUCCACAACCUCUACACAGAGAACAAGCGCUUCCCGCUGGUGGACUUCUGUGUGACUGUCUCCUUCACCUUCUUCUGGCUGGUAGCUGCAGCCGCCUGGGGCAAGGGCUUGACGGACAUCAAGGGGGCCACACGGCCAUCCAGCCUGACGGCAGCCAUGUCAGUGUGCCAUGGAGAGGAAGCAGUGUGCAGUGCUGGGGCCUCGCCCUCUAUGGGACUGGCCAACAUCUCUGUGCUCUUUGGCUUUAUCAACUUCUUCCUGUGGGCCGGGAACUGUUGGUUUGUGUUCAAGGAGACUCCGUGGCACGGGCAGGGCCAGGACCAGGGCCAGGGCCCCAGCCUGGAGAGCGCUGCUGAGCAGGGAGCAGUGGAGAAGCAGUAAGCAGCCCCCACCUGGCUCCUCCCGAACAGGACAGCACCUCUUCAACCACCUCCAGCUUCCAGGACCUCCCUCUUCUUCCUUCUCCAACUCCCCUCCCCUGUCAUUCUGGACUUUGAGCUUUGAGACGUCGUCGCUGAUGGAUGGGCAGGCAUCAGCUGUCAGAAACCCAGGCAGCCCUCCCAGUGGCUUCCUAGCCCUCCUCUGGCUGGAGCCUCAGAUGGCAGGAGCUCACGGCUUCUUGUCUACUGCCUGGACCCCCAGCAUCUUACUUGGGGUCUUACUUAUACCCUUAUAGCCUCUGAGAAUGAGCCUCUACUGCAGGGGGCAGGAGACCAGAGUCCUGAGACUCGUUCCUAGCAGCCACUUCUAUCAACGUGUCGGCUUCAAUAAAAGUGGGGGGAGGGGAAAUUGGCUGGCAGCCUUCUUCCUGGUCCCUUGCAUGAAGGGCCCACCAGCAGUUCAGUGACCCCUCUUCAAUGGCUGUCAUCUAAGCCUGUGUCUGCCCCCAUCUCCAGUCAGCCCGCGCGCUCCCACUUUUCCCUCUGGCCUCUGCUCAGCCACACAGCCUACCAUGUGGGAACCCAGGAGGCCAACUAGCCUGGAAAACAGCUCUGUAGAGGGUCCUGAUGUGGCCUGGACUCAGUGGGGAGCAGAUAUAUUGCAACUGGGUUGCAACUUCAAGAUCCUGAAGCCAGGAAACUUGCUGGGGAAGCAUUUCUUCUGUUCCUUCAGUCCUCCCACCUCUCUAGGCUGGGGCACUUUCUACCAACGCUACACUCGUACUUGCCCUAGAAACUCCUGACCUUCCUCCCUGCCCUCCUUCUUGGGCUUAGUCUCACGUACGGGAGACAAGAUGAGCGGUCUAGGAGCAUCUCCAUUUCAGCCCUCCCCACCUCCAACCUCUCUGUCCAUCUCCCUUCCCCAGCCUCUUGGGUUUGAGGCAUUCAGAUCCUUUUCCAUGUCUGUCCAGGCCUUCCUUUCAUUCCUGUGGGUCCAGAUAGGGACUUUGGAAGGUCCCAAAGGACCAUCAUGAGGCUAAGUUGCCCCAGAGCCCCAGGACAUGGAUGGAUGGGCCCAUUUCUUCCUCGUUUUCCCCCAACCCACAACUCCUUCUCUGGCCUCUGUUUCAUACUUCCGUGCCUCACCUUUACAAAAGGACAUGCCCUCUCGGUUUGCCCUCUGUUCCACCCCUGCUUCCUCAUUUCUCCCAGGCUCUAUCCCUCCCCACCCGAACCCCAGUCCAGGGCAGGCCAAUGCUAUUGGUGCUUCUUCACUUUGGGACCCAGUUCCAUAUUUGUCUUUGAUAUGUCUCCUCUUUCUGACACCUCCUUCAGUCCCUCUCUGGACCCCAGGGCCUAAGAGUCAGUGCUGACUGGAAAAGGGCCAUUCAUCUCCUACCCAGCUCAAAGCACUUUAGUCUGACCUUGGCCAUAGGGCUGCUCAGAGAGGAUGGAGAAGGAAGAAUCCAGCCAUUUUCCAAUCCAGUGCCAAUUAGCCCACUUAUCAUCCCAAAGGUGAAUGUGCCCUGUGCCAAUUUCUCCUCCGGACUGAGACAACCCCUCCAACCUUCUCACCUCCCUAAACACCAUCCAUAGUAAUGUGCACAUUACCGGAGUACCCAGAAGACAGGAUCUUUGACUUUGGGCCAAUCAUUUCUUCUUUGGGUCAGAGUCUCCCCACUUGACAGGGGGAGUGUGAGAUUUACCUCCUCAAAUGCUCCAGAACCCUUCAGUGAAAGAAUUAGGUUUUUUGUUUUGUUUUGUUUUUGGAUUUUGGGGAAGGGAUUUGAGGAGGGAAGAGAGGAGAUGGGGAUGAGAGUGUUUCUAAGUCUGAACCUCUCUCUGUCCUGAACUGUCCCCAUGGUUACUCAAGCAAGAGGGGGAACAGUUUUGCCUAUAGCUCCAGAGACAAAGAGAACAAAGAGGUGACCAUUUUUCUUUAAGCUGGCCCCUGUGAGGGGCUGUGAGCAGCUUCUACUGGAACUUUGUUUGGAUUCUGUGUAUGUAUUUAUAAUUUAUUUGAAAUGUGAUGGAUAAAGUGUUCUCAUUUGGGGGCUGAAGUUAGCAACUGGCCCUUGAGCUAGGGGAAGGGGGGUGGGGUGGGGUGGGUAUGCACUCCUGCCAAGGACUCCUAGCCCAGAACUCUCCCUAGAGCAGAGAAGGCUCUUUCUCCUCCUCAAGAGGCUGGCUUGUUCUCAUUGAGAAGGGCCUUGAUUUUGGCUAUGGCCUUGCUUUCCAUGACCACCCUAAGAGGAAAGGCUACUUCGCCUCAUUACCUCCAGAGGGCUGGGCUAGGCCAAGUGCCGAGGGCAGAGCUGUCCUCAUAGGCCUCAUGUCCCCUCCAAUCAGGGCUGGCACCACUGCUUUGCCUAGUGGGGAUUAGGGUAGGAGACUGUGUCUGGUUUCUCCAGACUGCAGGAGGCCAACAGGUAGGAUGCUUGCCCUCUGCCCUACUAAACUCUGACACUGCCAGAGUGCCCACUGAGGACCUUUUUGGAAUUUUGAGUUCUCUCCACUAUCAUGAUCAUAGGUCUCUUCCUUCUGGGAUUGAAGAUCGGGAUGGGGGGUGGGGGGAGAAUGUUGCAUGUUGUUUUCCGAUGCUUGUUAUUACACAUUUGAAUAAACAGUGCUUCAAAGCAUUUACCAUGAAG
Molecule: messenger RNA, 4345 nt
Organism: Mirounga angustirostris (Northern elephant seal)
Lineage: Eukaryota; Metazoa; Chordata; Mammalia; Carnivora; Phocidae
Gene: SYPL2
Product: synaptophysin like 2
Exons: 6
Coding region: 901-1695 (264 amino acids)
Cellular component (GO): synaptic vesicle; synaptic vesicle membrane
Source: RefSeq, a predicted model, not a curated record